UGCGGUCCUUUAUCGGGAAAUAAAAGUAGGAAUAUUUAAAACUUAAGACCUUAAUUGGGGAAUUGAAUUACUCGUUUUCUUGUCGCAUUUUUGCUGGUGAUGCUGAUGCAGCUGACGAGACUUUAAACAUCAAACACCCGAACAUGAAGCACAGGACAUGCUCCUAUUAUUCAUGUGGCACCUGACUGGGACAGACUGUGGAUUAUUUUCCAAUUUGGGGAAGCAACCUCUUUUUUUCUUUCUUUCUUUUCCAUGAGGAGUGAAGGAUACCUAAAAAUAAACCACCUUUUAUGGAAAAAGCCCACGGUGCAGGCUCUGUGAUCGGACUGUUUGGGGUCACCCAUGUGCGUUUUGUGUGACUAUAUAGAGCCGUAAAAGCCUGGACCUGUAGAGAAAAACCCGGACCGUGAAGCUUGGGGUUUGCAGAACUGGUCCCUGAAGAUGCUCCAGACUGGAAACUACUCUCUGGUGUUGUUGAUCCAACUCACACUGUUGGCCUAUGACCUCUUUGUCAACUCCUUUAGUGAACUCUUGAGGGGAGCGCCUGUCAUCCAACUUGUGCUUUUCAUCAUCCAGGACAUCGCCAUCUUGUUCAACAUGAUCAUCAUCCUCCUGAUGAUGUUCAACACCUACGUGUUCCAGGUGGGCCUUGUGUCUCUGCUGCUGGAGAGGUUCAGAGCUCUGCUCGUCUUCUCUGCUCUCUACCUGACGCUCAGCAUCUGCUUCCACUGCUGGAUCUUGAACCUCAGAUGGCUCGAUUCAAACCGCUAUGUUUGGACAGAUGGCCUUCAAUCUCUUUUUGCUUUCCAAAGAACAGCGGCCGUUCUGUACUACUACCUGUACAAACGCACAGCGGAGUGUAUGGGAGACCCAAGGCUGUAUGAGGACUCUCUGUGGCUCCGCGAUGCUUUUGCCAGAGCUCGUCAAUGAAAAGGAGAAGCAUUCUGAGAGAACUGUGAAAGGAUCUGUGAUGAAAGGCGUAUCUGGCAUUACGAGACAGGACAGCAUCGUCAGGAACUUGGAAUUUGGGAUGACGCCGCGGUCCGUUCUCCCACGCCGGCAAUGAUGUCAGACUCGUCUGGAAAUUGCUAACGGUGAACGCUGAUGGAAGUGUUUGACAGGCAGUGAGAAUGAUGCAAAGUGUCUUGCAGUCUGUUUCUACUGGCUUCCCGCAGACGGGAGGUUAAAUGGUUUACACUGCCAGGUAAGCCAAGGGUGGCAUAUGUAGUAUUGUAUUAAUCAGGAUUGAGUCAGUUAAUCUGUGGCCUUGUAAAACAAUUUGGACUGUUGGCUGACUGCAAAGAGAACUGUUGCACACGAAGGUUUUGUCUGCCUUUUUUCAUUUCUUUUACUUUCUGUACUCCAGUGAUUAUAGACGAUGUAGUCAUAGUCCUGUUAUUGUGCUCAAAGGAAGAGGGUAUUGUGUUUUUUCUUGCCUUACGUAAGGUUGGCAUCUGAUGUUUACAUGUUAAAUGCAUUUGUAACAAGCUAAUUUCUACGUGAACUCAGUUGGAUUCUGAGUGUGGAUCUUUGAAUCCUCUUGACACUUUUUAUUAAAUAAUCCUUGUCUUAAUCCAGUUUAAUCCCUCAUUGCAAGGGUAGUAAGUAUUAUCCUGGAGACAAGGUGAAACUGGCUGCUCUAUUUUUAACACAAAGAUUAAUCAGGGAUUGAGGUUUUAGGCCCCACUAGUGAAACACACCACAAAUAGCCUUCAGUGUGACAAAAUACCCAACUAUUCCUGGACAGGUUAUGCUGAAGUGCACUUGGCCUGGUUUAAAUGUUUUAUAAAAAUUCUGUAGAUUCUUGCAUAUAUUAGACUUUAAAGAACGACACAGGAAGUUGUACAAAUCCUCUUUAGUUGUGAAAUGAAAUCCAGAGUCCAUAUGAUCCCAGAAUGUUGUCAGUGCCAUUCAAUUAAAUCCAAAAAAUCCAGUAUGUGUUUGUCAAUGAUGUCCAUUAUCAUGGAAUGUGUUAAUCUUUUAAAGGUGGUCAGCUGAAAUGAGAAGAAAAGAAGAAACACAGUAAAGCACAAUACCACAUUAAACUGAACACACUUGUCUGAGUUUUAAACAUACCUUCAUACGUAGAUUCCAACCCACAGUAGAAGGAACAGCACACCGAAGCCCAUGAAAAGUGAAGCCACCAGGGAGAUCAGGAGCUCUUUGUAGAUGUCUCUUGUGUAUUUCGUUGACGUCACCUCAUAACUGUUUAAAAGUUAAGGUAAAGCCCAAUAAAAAAUGUACAAAACACAAGACAGAUUUUCACUGUUUAAUAUUGUUUCCUGUAGCUGUACAUUUCUAAAAUUACUGAUAUCAGACUUGGCUAAAUGUGCUGCUGGCAUACUUUGGCUGUUUUUUGCAGGAACAGGUCGCCUGCAACAACUAGAUCACACUUUGAGCUCCAACAUGAAAGUAAAAACUGAUAU
This is a messenger RNA of Cololabis saira (Pacific saury), 2426 nucleotides long. RefSeq names its product transmembrane protein 138 (gene tmem138). The record is from RefSeq and is a predicted model, not a curated record. NCBI's taxonomy places the organism in Eukaryota, Metazoa, Chordata, Actinopteri, Beloniformes, Belonidae. The transcript has 5 exons. Gene Ontology annotation, cellular component: cilium. Bases 442 to 930 code for a protein of 162 amino acids.